AUGAUUGUCCCCUGGCAGAGGUUUCUAACGAUCACUGAUUACAAAAGGAAGUCCAGUCACGUCUCGGACGCUAAUGCCACCCUACCGGACGAGCUAAACACCUCUUUCUCACACUUCGUGCAAAACAACUCUGAGCUGCCAAGGAGAGCCCCUGAGGACAACGAGGGCUACUUGCUUAUGGUCUCCACAGACAAUGUCUCUCAGGCCGUUAUCCCCAACUGCUUCAAGAUGUCUACUGUCAUCCCCGUGCCCAAGAAAGGGAAGACUGGUGAGCUAGGGAGCAUGGUUCCUCCAGGGUGGACUCUGGUGGCUGUCUUACUUUCUCUUGUCUCAGGUACAGAUGUGUGUAAGACUUUCGGCAGUGGAGUCGUCCAGAUGUUCAACGGAACUGUAUUCUACGUCCGCUCCACCUGUCCGUUCACGCUGACACGUUUUACUCACAACCGGGUGGACUGUGACAUCACCGUGCGUCGAGGUGAAAACGGCCUGCUGGAAUAUGUCGAGAUCAACGUCAACAAGAUCCAGACCCGGAUUCUGUACAAUGGAACCAUCUUCGUCGAGCAGAGAAUGGUGUCCCUUCCCUACGAUCACACCUAUCAACAUGUGUUCCAGUACGGUAUCAACACCAAGCUGAGGAGCACUGUUCUACCUCUGUCUGUCAUCUGGAGCAGUGUGGGUGUGGGCAUCGACUCUCUCUGGGUGAAACUGGAGCAGGAGCUUGUCCUUGGAAUGACUGGACUCUGUGGACGACCAGAUAUACCAGAUGACCGUCAGCGAUUGAUUGCAGAGAGUGUUCUGUCAGAGGACGGGUGCCAGAUCAUGGACUCCCUCCUUACUAAGAGCACGGUCUGUCAGAAGUUCAUCUCCAACUACGUUGAAUGUCUGCAGGCUAACACAAGCAAAUACAUAACUCUUUGUAAAGAGAAUAUUUACGGACAUGAACAAGAGCAUUAUGUAGGAUGUGCGUUCUACAAAGAAAUUGCCCAUCGGUGUCAGACCAGCUAUGCUUGGAGGACCUUGACACACUGCCCUGAGUUCAGUUGCCCAGGAGAACUACACUUUGAGGAGCAGGGUGAUGCGUUUGUUCCCACCUGUUCCAACCCAGCACCUAGAACCAAUGAUCAGGACAUCACCAGCACCUGUGUCUGCCCCCAAGGACAGGUAUUGAACGAUCGAGCGGAGGGCCAUUACUGUGUAAGUGUGUCAGCCUGCCCAUGUGUGUACGCCGGGAGGAACUAUGCACCUAGGGAAGAACGCAGAACUAAAUGCCAGACCUGUGAGUGCGACAAUGGCAAGUGGAAAUGCUCUCAGAACAGCUGCCCUAGUAGGUGUGUGAUUGAAGGGCAGUUUGUGACCACGUUCGAUGGGAAACAGUAUGCCCUUCCCGGUAAAUGCACAUACAUGGCCUCUAAGGGUUUUAAUUGGACGAUAUCCAUACAUUUUUCUGAGACGACGUCCUCCAUCCAAAACGUGUUUCUUCAGAUUUACCAGAAUACCUACAGAUUCUCUCACAACAGUGUACAGUUUGAGAAAGAGGAAAUCCGAGAGCUACAUCAGUCAGACAAUGCCAUCGUGUUCUGGCAGUCAUCCAUGUACGUCCAGGUAUUGACAUCCUUUGGCAUGAAGAUCCAAGUACAGAUGUCUCCAGACCUCCAGCUCUAUAUCACACUACCACAGAGUGAAGUAGGGAUGCCAGAAGGACUUUGUGGAAACUACAAUACCGAUACCACUGAUGACUUCACCACAAGCAGUGGUAUCGUAGAAAACGCAGCGGAACCGUUUGCGCUGUCCUGGAGUGUAGGGGACUGUCCUGUUAACAUACCUAAAGUCUGCAUCAGCACCGACAACGAAAUAUUUGCAGAUGAGAAGUGCCACCCCUUGAGAGACCCCAGUGGGAUUUUCGCCAAGUGCUACGAUCACGUGCCUACUGACAAUUACCACAAGGCUUGUAUCCAGAGAACGUGUACCUGUGGAACUGGGCUGCAGCAGUGUUUGUGUGUGGCCCUGGCAAAUUAUGCUAAAGCCUGUGCCAACCAGGGAAUCACAGUGGGUGACUGGAGAAGGGCCACCAACUGCACGGUAUCGUGUGAGAACAAUCAGAGGUUUGACUACGAAAUGCAGGCGUGCAACAGCACCUGUCUCUCCCUAUCCCGGCCAGACCCCAGGUGUGGGGUGGAGGAUGCACCUGUGGAGGGCUGUGGCUGCCUGGAGGGCACUCAUCUGACCGGGGGGCUCACCUGUACCUCGAAGGCCCAGUGUCCAUGUCACCAUCAGGGAGGAGUCACACCACCAGGACCUGUUAUCAUCGAUGGACGACAGUGCAAAUGUGAGGAUGGAGAAUUGCUGUGCUCUGAAGAUUGUGGUUGCACCCAGGGGAAGGUUUGUGUGCAUUGCUCACAAUUAUCCAUAGACACAGCUCAAACAACAUGUGCCAGUCUGAGCAAACCAACAAGUGCUGUUCAGAGUUGUACAAGUGGCUGUUACUGUCCAGGGGGCCAGUUGGAAGACCAUAGGGGUGUGUGUGUCACUGUGGACAACUGCACCUGUCAGUACAGCGGCAGAGUGUUCAAAGCGGGACAGAGUGUCAAGACCAACUGUAGAACAUGCACCUGCCACCAUGCCCAGUGGAGCUGUGUAGAUGAACCAUGCCCUGGUACAUGCCUGGUGUAUGGAAACGGACACUAUCAAACCUUCGACUCUAAAUGGUACCGCUACGAUGGGAACUGUCAGUACACAUUAGUGGAGGAUGGCUGUGGUAGUGAAGCCGGCUCGUUUUCUGUCAAAGUGGAGAGUGUCCCGUGCUGUGACGAGGCUCUGACCUGUUCCCGGACCAUCGUGUUAGACCUGCUGGGUAAUGUCACUCUGACUCUGAAUGAAAUGAAGGUGACGAGACGGCUCCAAGGGGGAUGGGCUUCUCUGGAGGCUGAGCCUCUGUACUCCACCCACACUGUGGGCCUCUACAUCAUGAUCUCAGUGCCUUCGAGAGGACUAACCCUCAUCUGGGACAAACACACCAGACUUACCGUCAUACUGGACGACCGUUGGAGGAACCGAGUGUGUGGACUUUGCGGGAACUUCGAUUCCAACGAGAUGAACGAUCUGCAGAUAAGCGGGUCAUCGGUGGUGUCCAGCCCCCUCGCCUUCGGCAACAGCUGGAAGACGGCCACACCCCCCUGCUCUGACGUGACCAAUGAGGUGUUUCCGUGCCAGCGCCACUCCUACUGCUCCGCCUGGGCCGAGAGACGCUGUAUGAUCCUCAGGGGAGACACCUUUAAGGACUGCCACUUGAAGGUGGACCCAGAGCCCUACUACCAGGCCUGUGUGUUGGAGUCGUGCUCCUGUGAGUUUGAGGGGAAGUUUUUGGGUUUCUGUACGGCCGUGGCGGCCUACGCUGAGGCAUGCAGUGACCAGGACGUGUGUGUACGCUGGAGAACGCCAGACAUGUGCCCGGUAUACUGCGACUACUACAAUGAGCAGGGCCACAGUAGCUGGCACUACGAUCCCUGUGGACAGAUCAAGACCUGUGGCAAAAACAACCUCUUCACUGGCAAGUUGGAAGGCUGCUACCCGAGAUGCCCAGCAGAGGCUCCAUACUAUGAUGAGAACACAAGGAGUUGCUCCACUUUGGACAACUGCACCUGUUAUUCCAACGAGACUAUGGUUAAACCUGGUACAGUUAUCAGGAAACCCACUGAGAAAUGCACUUGUGAACAGGGGCGUAUUAACUGUGGUCCUGAUCAAACCACUACCCCACCUGAACCUACAACCACAGCUACACAACCCACUACAAUGAUAACUACACCUGAACCUACAACAACUAUACUGACUACUACACCUGAAUAUACAACCACACCUACACAACCCACUACCACACCUGAACCUACAACCACAGCUACACCAUCAACUACAAUGAUAUCUACACCUGAACCUACAACAACUAUACUGACUACUACACCUGAACCUACAACCACAGCUACACAACCCACUACAAUGAUAACUACACCUGAACCUACAACAACUAUACUGACUACUACACCUGAAUAUACAACCACAGCUACACAACCCACUACCACACCUGAACCUACAACCACAGCUACACCAUCAACUACAAUGAUAUCUACACCUGAACCUACAACAACUAUACUGACUACUACACCUGAACCUACAACCACACCUACACAACCCACUACCACACCUGAACCUACAACCACAGCUACACAAUCAACUACAAUAAUAUCUACACCUGAACCUACAACAACUAUACUGACUACUACACCUGAACCUACAACCACACCUAUACAACCCACUACCACACCUGAACCUACAACCACAGCUACACAAUCAACUACAAUGAGAACUACACCUGAACCUACAACAACUAUACUGACUACUACACCUGAACCUACAACCACAGCUACACAACCCACUACAAUGAGAUCUACACCUGAACCUACAACAACUAUACUGACUACUACACCUGAACCUACAACCACACCUACACAACCCACUACCACACCUGAACCUACAACCACAGCUACACAAUCAACUACAAUGAUAACUACACCUGAACCUACAACAACUAUACUGACUACUACACCUGAACCUACAACCACACCUACACAACCCACUACCACACCUGAACCUACAACCACAGCUACACCAUCAACUACAAUGAUAUCUACACCUGAACCUACAACAACUAUACUGACUACUACACCUGAACCUACAACCACAGCUACACAACCCACUACAAUGAUAACUACACCUGAACCUACAACAACUAUACUGACUACUACACCUGAACCUACAACCACAGCUACACAACCCACUACCACACCUGAACCUACAACCACAGCUACACCAUCAACUACAAUGAGAUCUACACCUGAACCUACAACAACUAUACUGACUACUACACCUGAACCUACAACCACAGCUACACAACCCACUACCACACCUGAACCUACAACCACAGCUACACAAUCAACUACAAUGAUAUCUACACCUGAACCUACAACCACAGCUACACCAUCAACUACAAUGAGAUCUACACCUGAACCUACAACAACUAUACUGACUACUACACCUGAACCUACAACCACAGCUACACAACCCACUACUACACCUGAACCUACAACCACAGCUACACAACCCACUACCACACCUGAACCUACAACCACAGCUACACCAUCAACUACAAUGAGAUCUACACCUGAACCUACAACAACUAUACUGACUACUACACCUGAACCUACAACCACAGCUACACAAUCAACUACAAUGAGAUCUACACCUGAACCUACAACAACUAUACUGACUACUACACCUGAAUAUACAACCACACCUAAACAACCCACUACCACACCUGAACCUACAACCACAGCUACACAAUCAACUACAAUGAGAUCUACACCUGAACCUACAACUAUACUGACUACUACACCUGCAUCUACAACCACACCUACACAACCCACUAAUACACCUGAAUAUACAACCACACCUACACAACCCACUACUACACCUGAAUCUACAACCACACCUACACAACCCACUACUACACCUGCAUCUACAACCGCACCUACACAACCCACUGCUACACCUGAAUCUACAACCACACCUACACAACCCACUACUACACCUGAAUAUACAACCACGCCUACACAACCCACUACUACACCUGAAUAUACAACCACGCCUACAGAACCCACUACUACACCUGAAUAUACAACCACACCUACUCAACCCACAACCACACCUACACAACCCACUAGUACACCUGAAUCUACAACCACACCUACACAACCCACAACAACAAGAACCACACCUGAAUAUACAACCACACUAUUCCCAACGAUAGUUACAGGACCUACAAAUACUCAACAUAGUUCACCAGUUGUGUACGUGUUGAGUACUACAGCCGGACAAAACACUACAGCAGAAGCAACUACAGCAUACACUGAAACUACAACUAAAUUAACAUCUACACAACCCACAACUACCUUCUCAUAUUCUACCACCAAAUAUGUUGAACCAACAUCUACAACCGAACCAACAUCUGAAGGACCACCGACUGAAGCUACAACCCUGUACACAAGUCAACUAACAACCUCCUCUACACGAUCUCCCACUACCUCUGAAUCAACAACAUCCACGCGUCCAACAACGAUGUCAACAACAAUAUCUACAGAGUCUACAACACGUACAAUUUGUGAGUGUAGAGACCUGAAGAGAAACCAGAUAUGGGCGUGUGGAGAGAAGUGGACAGAAGACUGCUUCAAUAAGACUUGUAAGGAUGGGAAGAUAGAGAUGACUUCAGUCACCUGUCCGAAUCCAGUUCGCCCCACCAUGUGCCCCAGGGGACAGAUGGUCAGAGUCUCAGAUGGAUGCUGUGACUACUGGAAGUGUGAUUGUCGCUGUGACGUCUAUGGCGACCCUCACUACAUCUCCUUCCAGGGUGUGACCUUUGACUUCCUGGAUAAUUGUACCUACAUCCUGGUCAAGGAGAGAACGCUGCGUCACCAUCUGACUGUUGCCGUGGACAACUACUUCUGUAUUCCCGAGUUGGACGGCUCCUGUGCCAAAGGCAUCAUCCUGCAGUACCAGAACAACACGGCCACUGUCAGCAUCGUACCGGAUGAGUACAGGGUGAAGUCUACUCUGAACCAGAAGAAUGUCGAGCCUCCCUAUGAGGAGAAUGGUAUCAGGUUUGAGACGACAGGCUAUAUGGUGUCUGUAUACAUCCCUGAGAUACGCUCACAUAUCUCUCUCACACCAUCCAACACUCUGACUGUCACCUUGGCCAUGGAGCAUUUCCUGAAUAACACCCAAGGACAAUGCGGUGUGUGCGGUGGGAGCUCUUGUGUGCGUAGAAGUGGGGAGACUGAAGCUGACAGCUGCUGUGAUAAGACCGCCUAUGACUGGAUCUAUGAGGACCCUCUGAAGCCUGAGUGUAGCGCAGCUCCCAGGGACGUCCCAUGCCAUCCUCCAGGCCCUCCUCCACCCCCCUGUCCUGGAAGCCCCCUCUGUGACCUUCUCCAUCACCCAGUUUUUGCAAAUUGCAGUAGGCGGGUGGAUCUGAGCCAGCUUGAGAGGAACUGUAGGUUUGAUUCGUGUGGGAGGAACGACAUGGCUUGUUCUCCUCUGGAGCAGGCUGUUGAGGAGUGUAAGAAAGCAGGCAUCUGUGUGAACUGGAGACAACUCACCAAUGGGACCUGUGCUAUUGGGUGCCCAACAGGGAUGGUGUACAGAGAGUGCCAAGGUCAAUUGGAUGACUACUGUCACGGAGGAGUCCGUGUUCAAGGGAGAGUACUGGAGGAAGUUAAGGCUGGAUGUUUCUGUCUCAGAGGACAGUUCAGAGCUGAGGAGCACAAGAAGAUCUGCGUGUCGGACUGUCCCUACUGCAAGGGUCCACUGGGAGAGUACAAGCAGCUUGGGGAGACAUGGCAGUCCAACUGUCAGGUGUGUACGUGUAACAACCGAACCAAGACAGAGGAGUGUCAACCUAACCUCCCCUCCCCCGCACCUUUCUGCAGUCAGAACUCAGUCCUGGUCACCGGCUGCUGUGGCGAACAGACCUGUGUCGAGAAGACAUGUAACUAUAAUGGAAGGACCUACAAAGUGGGAGACAGAUGGACAGACCUUGCCCUGCCCUGUGAGUCCUAUAGCUGUACCAGAGAAGGCACUCAGACAGUGAAAAGGGUGUGUCCCCAUCAGAACUGCUCAGAGGAGGACAGAGUAUGGGACGAACAACAUUGCUGCUACACAUGUAACCAGACCUGUGCUACCAGGGUUUCUAGUGUGAACAUCACUGUAGACAACUGCACAGCAACACUACAGCUGCCCACGUGUCAAGGCCAGUGUGGGACAGAGACAAGAUGGGUUGUUGCUCGCAGUAUUCUCCAACUGGAACAGAAGUGGGAGUGUUGCAGAGUGAGGAGUCACGAGAGGAAGUCAGUGAAUCUGACCUGUACUGGGGGCUCCGUUAUGCCACACCUGUAUGCACAUGUUACCAGCUGCGAGUGCCAUAACUGCAGUAUAUUGCAGUAAACAUCGCUUUGUGUUCUGAACGUAUAUGCACACAAACAAACAAAAAUCUAUAUUGAACUGUUAUUAAGAUGGUGAAAAUGUGCCAAAUCAAUGUUUUUUCUAGAUUCUGCAACCUUCCUAUAAUAGUGUCUUGGUCGGUGUUUUGAGGGUCUACUGUACAGUACGUGCAGAACAACGGCUUCAUGUUCCCUUAGUAGAAUAGGUUUUUCAGCUAGUGCACAUCGGUCGAAAGGCCUUUUUCUAUAUUGCAUAUACUCUGUUCCAGUGCAGGAAGUGGACCACUAUAUGUAGAAUAUUGUUGAUUGUGUAUGUAUUCCAUAGACUUCACAUAGGAAAUCUUCUAAUGAUCCACCCAGCACUUUUUGCACUUUUCCAUCUAAAAGACUGCAGCUCCAAUUUGAAAGUGAUUUUGAAAUGUUUAUUUCAAGAACUGUAACCACUUUGAUUUUGCUGAUUUUAUUUUAAAUAAAGUACUGAAGCUUCCA
Molecule: messenger RNA, 8531 nt
Organism: Salvelinus namaycush (lake trout)
Lineage: Eukaryota; Metazoa; Chordata; Actinopteri; Salmoniformes; Salmonidae
Product: mucin-2-like
Exons: 44
Coding region: 1-8046 (2681 amino acids)
Cellular component (GO): extracellular matrix
Molecular function (GO): protein binding
Source: RefSeq, a predicted model, not a curated record